Molecule: messenger RNA, 1954 nt
Organism: Gryllus bimaculatus (two-spotted cricket)
Lineage: Eukaryota; Metazoa; Arthropoda; Insecta; Orthoptera; Gryllidae
Source: the annotation of a GenBank genome assembly
AUGGAUCGCAGGGGUCGUCGACGCUUCGGUAGGAACGGGCAAGCGCCGCCGGCGAUGCCACUGGACCCGCGCCGCAACGGCCAGCGCGGCGUGCCCUUCGUCUACGUCUUCCCAGAAGGAAUAGGGCUGUGGAGCAACGGAGCUGUCAUGCUCGUUCCCUCACACACGUUCCUACAUCAGAAUGCUGGAUAUUUCCGCAUGGUUUAUUGUGUUCCUCAUGACAUUCUCCACUGUUUUCACAGUAAAUGGGGUGAUGAGUGUCUUUUGGGGAAAUGUCCUAAAAUACAGCAUUAGAACCUCUUUGUCUUAUUCCAUUUGCUUGGUCUCUCUUCUACCCUGGAUGAGUGGCAAUGUGCGCCGUUUUCAAUUGUUACCUGAAGCUAUUUCAAUUUACUCAAUAUUUUUGAGUGUAAUCACGCCAAUGGUAUUUCGUUUGGAAUCAAAUACUGACGAAGUGUCAGAGCAUUACCCUUUUGUUGACUUGAUGGUGUCUCUUGGCUCAAUUGUUGUUUUGACAAUACGAUUCCUUGCAAUGACAUAUGACGCUGCAGAGGAAUACCUGGCUCAUGACUUCGGCGAACAAGUACGAGCCCUCUUAAGGCACACUCCUGAAGAUUGGCACUAUUACGUGACAAUGGCGAUUAUGUUUGGUUACCGUCUUUCUAAUCACUUGCGCAACCUCCAGAGAUACAUAGUCGAAAGACUGGGCUUGGAGUAGGAAGAUGCAGAGAAGAUUUUAUUAAAAACUGAAACAGUUCACUGUUUUUCCAUGCUUUUGAUUUAUGUAAUUAUUCAAAUGAUAAAUUGUAUACCAGUUCUAAUGGAAAUAAUUGUAAUGUUUUAUCUCAGUACUCAAUGCAUUUAUUGUUGUAGUGUUGCAGGUCUGUUGCUUAUGAUAUAAGUGACAUAUCUCAAAUAUGUGCUGGUUAUUAAACCAUUAUCUUCCAAAAAAUAUUUUCUAUGUAGCAAAAGUAUGUCCUCCUGUUUUAGGGACCACGACAGAAGUCAUUUUUAUUCUUAGGUGAAACAAUUGAAAACUGGUGAGGUGUAGCCGGUUGAGGUAUAAUAAAGAGUGGUGAAGCAGGGGCAGGAAGAGGGAGAGAGAGACAGUAGGAAUCAAAGAGGUGAGAAGGGGGAAGGUCGGAAGGGGGAGGAGAGAAGGGGAUGAUGAAAGGGAGAGGAGGGGGUGAGAGGGAGAAAAGGAGAGAGAAGUGAGAGAAUAGGUGGGUUGGAGAGGACGAAGAAAUCAUGUCACAAGAGACAAUCUCAAAUAUGAGCAUAAUAAUGCAACGCAAGAGCAUACGUCUACGUAUUCUGUAAUUGUCCCCAAAAGCCGACGCAACAAAUUUUUUUAUCGAUAAACCCAAUAGAAAUUCGAUUGAUCAAUAAUAUUUUCAUGUCCCUUUUUCCAAUUCUUUUUAUUCAGUAUUCUUGAAAAACGAACUCAACACACCAUUGACUAUCCUCCGAAUUAAUUUUAAAAUUCUCAUUUUCAAAAACGUUUCCGAUUCAAUUUUCUUAAGUUGAAAAAUGUCUCGAUUGUUAUCUAAUUAAAGUGAAAAAAAUGAAACAAAGAAUCUUAUUAAAAGUCUUGUGAUUUAUGACGAACAAUUCCGAAUUCGUAUAAAAAUAUUCCAUUUCAUUUAACAUUGGUGGGUAAAGGGUUAUGAGAAGAAAUAUAUAUAGAGAAUAUAGGCAAUUUUUCUUGGGAAUUUUCUCCAAAAGAUAGGUCUCAAGACAGGUAGUAAAUAAAAUAAAAUACAUUGCCUAUGGUUCAAAAUAAAACCGCUCUGUACUGGUUAAGAUUCAAAUCCUGCGGCAAAAUGACAACUUUUCAGAUGUGUCACUUUUCUUGAGUGUAUGUAAAAUGUUUAUUUCAGAGAAAAUAAGAAAUAAUUUCUUUCAUUGUGUUUCAUGUAUGUUAUAUUAAGAAAUAAAAAAUAUUAAAAUGGAA